GCCGAAGAUGUCGGCUCGGUCAUGUGAUCAGUUGUGUCCAAUCACAGCUGAUCACCUGUAAACACGGAAAUGCCAGUUAUCAGCAUUUCUCUCCUCUCGAGCUGUCACGCUGACAGCUCGAGAGGUGAGGAGAGCCGGGGACAUGUACACUGAUCAUCAGGGCAGUAGCCCCAGCAGUGCCACCUGUCAGUGUCCAUCAGUGCCAGCAGUCAAUGCUCAUCAGUGCCACGUGCCAGUGCCCAUCAGUGCCACAUCAAUGCCACAUAUCAGUGCACAUCAAUGCCACAUAUCAGUGCCCAUCUGAGCUGCCUUUCAAUGUCAGUGCCCCAUCAGU
Molecule: messenger RNA, 334 nt
Organism: Staurois parvus
Lineage: Eukaryota; Metazoa; Chordata; Amphibia; Anura; Ranidae
Source: the annotation of a GenBank genome assembly